This is a messenger RNA of Aspergillus alliaceus, 1477 nucleotides long. RefSeq names its product putative oxidative stress response protein Oxr1. Lineage: Eukaryota; Fungi; Ascomycota; Eurotiomycetes; Eurotiales; Aspergillaceae. Gene Ontology annotation, biological process: response to oxidative stress. The record is from RefSeq and is a predicted model, not a curated record. The transcript is spliced from 2 exons. Gene Ontology annotation, cellular component: nucleus. Bases 21 to 1238 code for a protein of 405 amino acids.
GCUACCCUAUCGUUCGAUAAAUGUCCCAAGUUCCACUUCUUCUCUUCUCAUCGACUCUUGCGCCUUGGUUAAGUUCGCUCAUCCCACCCUACCUAAUUGAAUUGAAUCAAAUUGAAUUGAAUGACUCGGCGAUUCCAUUCUCCGGGUUCUUAAGCUCCCCUCCUCUUCACCCCGCCGUACACAUGUCGUCAACGGAGCUUCCUUCCUCCACCCCCAGUUCGAGAUCCACAUCUCGUUCUCGACAAUCCAUUCAUCAAUCAACAGCAUCGUACUUUUCUUAUCCCGUCACACAUGUCGUUUCAGGUCUCUACCGCCGUUUGACUGACCCUCCCGCCUCCAAAUCAAAGAACAACAUGAAGCGCAACCAAGACUCCUCCAUGACCGCCCCAGACGACUCCGCCUCGUCAUCCCAGGUCUUCACCCCCGUUCGAACCGCAUCGCCCUUCCAACCCCCACCGCUCACCCCUCUCACUCUCACGGGUGACCCCUCCAACCUCCAACAACAGCUUCUAACCCGCGCCCUGGCAGAGGAGAUCCGACUGCUUGUCCCAGCCCGCCUCCAACUCGUCGACACCUGGCGUCUAGCCUACAGCCUUGAUCGGGACGGCGCCUCGCUCGCUACCCUGUAUGAGAACUGUCGAGAAAUGUCUCACCGCAGCCCGCGGGCGGGCUACGUCCUCAUCAUCCGCGACUCCUCCCCCUCCGGCGCUGUCUUUGGCGCUUACAUGACCGACCCCCCGCACCCAAAUUCCCACUACUACGGAACAGGCGAAUGCUUUCUCUGGCGCGCGAGCAUUCUCCCACCCCCCACGAACCUGAACCUUGUUCGCGAUAGCCCCCCGUCCGAGGACUUGCUCGAACUCGCCGGCCUGCCACCACCACCUAGCGCGGAUACUACACAUGCUGGGCGAUCCACGACUCUGCGCGGCGAUAAGAAAUUGGGUGGAGAUACCAAGUUGGCGCCUCCACAGCUUAAUGGACUUGCUAGUGGUACUAGUACCCCCGAAAGGAUUCGGUUUAAAGCGUUCCCCUACAGUGGUGUGAAUGAUUAUAUGAUGUUUUGUGAGACGGGAUUCCUUAGUUUGGGUGGAGGAGAUGGCCAUUAUGGUCUUUGGGUGGACUCAAGUCUUGAGAAAGGCGUCAGUGCUGGGUGCCAGACAUUCGGCAAUGAGCCUUUGUCAGACGAAGGUGUUAAGUUCGAUGUCCUUGGCAUAGAAGUGUGGUACGUUGGUGCGUGAAACAUAAUCGGUUGGCUAUCCCUGGAUUUAAAUCGCAAGUGGAGUAUCUUCCUAGAUUGUGGUAUGUGUUGGACGUUUGGUGCAUUGCUUAGUACGCCAGUUAGCCGGUCUUGCUUUGGGCAUAUCUCUACCCUACUUUUAAUACCCGUACACGAUGUGGCUGGGCUCAUCGUGUCAUGCACCGUUGGUGAAUCUUACAUAGUUCCGAAAAUGGAGAAACCAACUUUAUUACUUCUCCA